AUGCUGAUUCAAUUUAGUGCACCUACCGAUACUUAUGGUCAGAAUUUCGGUAAACCCACUUCCUUACAUUUUAAUCCUUAUGACGAUAACGGCGGUACUGCCCUAGCAUUAUCAGGUGAAGAUUAUGCUAUUAUAGCCAGUGAUACUCGUCAAAGUUCUGUAUUAGCAAUGUGUGGAUUUAGCGCUGAUGCUAGUGCAUUGACUAAAAGAAUAACUCAAAGAAUGGAGUGGUAUAAACAUGCCCAUGAAAAAGAAAUGUCAACUGAAGCUCUUUCUCAGUUACUUUCAAUUACUUUGUAUUCUAAGCGCUUCUUCCCAUAUUAUACUCAUUGUCUGUUAGGUGGACUUGAUGAAAAUGGAUCUUUUCAUGCGGAACCAUGUUGUGCGGUUGGAUCCGGAAGUCCUCUUAUGCAAUCAUUCUUAGACAAUCAAAACAAGCAACCAAUUCCAUUGGAAAAAGCGAUCAACAUUGUAAAAGAUUCUUUUACUGGAGUCGCGGAAAGAGAUAUUUAUACUGGUGACGGAGAAAGAAAGAAGAUGAAGAAAUUGGAUAUUUGA
Messenger RNA from Diversispora eburnea, 558 nucleotides. NCBI's taxonomy places the organism in Eukaryota, Fungi, Glomeromycota, Glomeromycetes, Diversisporales, Diversisporaceae. The record is from the annotation of a GenBank genome assembly.